AUGGAAGUCUUCCCAGAGGAGUUGAUUCCUGACCAGGUGUUUGAAGGGUCAAGCGUUUUCCAGGUGGAUAAAACGAAGCCAGUGAUGCUGGAGGAUGGAACAGCACAAGCAAAGGUGCAGAAGCAAGGAUGGAAGAUAAAACCAAAGAGAAGCUUUGAUGAAUACUACCUCGUGAAGACUUGGCCCCCUACCACGAGCCCGCAGCCCCCUGCCCAUCCGCAUCAGCCCUCCUGGCUAACAGGCUUUCCUCUUCCUGCAGGGCCCCUGCUGCAGCCUUCUGAUGGCAAGGGGCUGGAGGAGGGCAAUGUCCGCCACCUGGUGCAGCCCAGAGGAUCGAGGAAUGGACCGGGGCCCUGGCAGGGCGGUCGGAGGAAAUUCCGCCGCCAGCGGCCGCGCCUCUCGCACAAGGGCCCCAUGCCUUUCUGAAGCAGGACUGAGGGGGCCCCUGAGUGCCCACCCCCUGCGACUCUGGCUACUCCAUAGAUUGGUCUGCUUCUCUGGAGCCCUCACUUCCAUUCGCCUCUCUUCUCGCACCUGUCCUUGCUGCUGACGGUCCCGGCUCUUCUCACCCACCGGCUUCCCCGAAUGACAUGAUCCUGCCCCUAGUUCGGAUGAUUCCCUUUCUCUCCCAUGGAUCCAUUCAGCCCCUCUUCCUGGCCCAUCCCUGGACUGACUUCGGAGACCCAGCACUGGAAGGCUGGACUUCUCCCUGGCCUUCCCCUUCCUCUAGUCGUCUUCCCCCACCCCCAGUCCAACAGCCCAAGCUUCGCCCAGCCCUUCCUUCCUCACCUCACUGGUGCCCUGGGGGCUGGAGGGGAAACACUCCCUUCUUCAGUGGGCUCCGGCAGGUCCCAGGCUUUCAAGUCACGUGGACCCUUCACCCGGCAAGGAGGCCCUGGUUAAACGGGCUGGGGCAUCGAUUGGGAUGCAGACCAGGUGCCUUGCGGGGUAUCGGAACGGGGCUCGGUCCUCUGGUGAGGGGAGAGGGAAAGCAUUGGAGAAGAGGAAUAGCUGCUGUAGGCUUUUCCUCCUGCCGUGUUUGGCUUACCGAAGAGGCGAAGGAGAGGGGCCAUGAAGUACUUCGUCACCUCUCUGUGUCUCCUAACACUGCCCCCCACCUCACCCGCAACUCGCUCCCUCCCUCCCUUGCCCGCUAGUUCAAGCUCUCGCUCAGGAGAUGGCUCUGUACCCUCCCAGGAGCAAAAGCCAAGCAGGAGGAGUGGGUUUUUUUUUUUUUUUUU
This is a messenger RNA of Leptonychotes weddellii (Weddell seal), 1241 nucleotides long. Lineage: Eukaryota; Metazoa; Chordata; Mammalia; Carnivora; Phocidae. The record is from RefSeq and is a predicted model, not a curated record.